CUUUCCUAAUCCAUUUCAUCAUGGCUAAUGUCCGGAUUAAGCAGCUGCAAGAUGAUUUAGAAGCAGUUCAAAAGAAAACAUUCACCAAAUGGAUAAACUCCCAUUUAUCUAAAGUUGGGCUCCACGUGAAUGAUCUUUUCAAAGAUCUUUGUGAUGGUAGAGCUCUAAUAAGACUCCUCGAAAGGCUCUCCGGGGAAGAUCUGGGACCAGUCGGUCGAGGGAGACUAAGGAUCAACCAGAUAGAGAACGUUGGUAAAGCUCUGGCGUUUCUUCAGAAGAAAAAUGUAAGUUUGCCAUCUACUGGAGCAGCUGAUAUUGUUGACGGGAACCCUCGUCUGACCCUGGGUCUGGUUUGGACCAUUAUUUUGAGAUUUCAAAUUCAAAGCAUUCAACUAGACGACUCAAGUGACAUCAAAUCGGCUAAAGAGGCACUAUUGCUCUGGUGCCAAAGAAAAACAUCAGGUUAUCCUGGUGUUGAUGUUCAAAACUUUACCACCAGUUGGAAGGACGGCUUAGCUUUUAAUGCUCUUAUCCACAAGCACAGACCUGAUCUUGUGGACUAUCCUUCUCUGAGCUCCAAGAACCCUAUAGCAACUCUAAACAAUGCUUUUGAGGUUGCCGAAAAACAGCUUGGUAUACCACGUCUUUUAGAUCCAGAAGACUUGAUGGUACCUUAUCUCGACGAGAAGUCAAUAAUGACAUACCUUGUGUCUUAUUAUCAUUAUUUCUCAAGACUAAAAGCAGAAGAAACUGGAGGAAGAAGACUCAAUAAAAUUAUUGGCAUAUUAGUGGAAAUUGAUAAAUUAAAAGAAGAAUAUCUAAUCCAGACUAGCGAUCUAUUGAAAUGGAUUGAAGAUACUAUACUGAAACUUAGUGACAAGAGGUUUCCGAACACUCUGGAAGGGAUGCACCAGUUAAUGAUAGCCUUCAAAACAUACAGGACGAAAGAGAAACCAUUAAAGUAUGCUGAGAGGACUAAUCUAGAAGUCCAGCUGUUUAACGUUCAGAUGAAACUAAGGUCAAUACAUCAGAAGAACUGGUACCCUCCUGAAGGGAAACUGGUAUCAGAUAUAACUCAAGCUUGGAUUAAUCUUGACAGUGCUGAGCACGAGCGUGAGGUAUCACUGAGGAAAGAAAUAAUACGGCAAGAAAAACUGGAGAGGUUGGCGGAACGUUUUGCUCGUAAGUCUGAUCUUAGGAAGACUUGGUUGAGUGAAAUGGUUCAGGUUCUUAAUGAAAUGGAGAAGCAGACCGACAUGGAGGCAGUAGAUGCUGCCCUAAAGAGACAUGGUGCCAUAUCAACUGAAGUCACAGCUGGACAAGCACGAUUGAAAAUAGUUGCAUCAAUUGCUGAAGAUUUAAGAAAUGAAAGAUACCAUGCUAUUGAUGACGUCCAAGAAAAAGAGAAGGAAUUAAACGACAGCUAUCAGGAGUUGCUGGAGAAGUUAUCAAACUGUCAAAAAACUUUAUCAAAUGCUCACGAAGUGAUGGUCCUUUUUAUAGAAAUGGAUGACUGCCUGUCCAUGCUAUCUGAAUUCGAACACUCUCUUCAACUUGAAGAAUACGGCAAACACUUGUUAGGUGUUCAAGACCUGCUUCAGAAGCACACCAUAAUGGAGAGUGAGCUCACAUCAGUCGUUGAUAAAUCCAAAGGUCUUAAUGCACAAAUGGAGAAGUUCAUUCAAGACAAGCACCCAGAGAGCAGUGCUAUUAAGGAGAGACAGUCAAAGUUGGACACUGCUUGUGCCAGAGUUCAGGAAUGCUCAGCAACCAGACUCCAAAAACUAAAAGAGUCCCAAACAUUGUGUGAGUUCUUGUUGCAAGUUGAGGAGGAAGAAGCCUGGAUCAAAGAGAAGGAAGCUCUUUGCUCUUCGAUGGACUUUGGCAAAGAUCUCAACGCCGUCAUGCUCUCACAGCAGAAGCAUAAAGCACUGGAGAGAGACAUUGAGGGAAGGGAGCCUCACUUUAAAGCAAUAUGUGACAAAGGUUUGGAGCUGAAGGGGGUCGAAAUGCUGAGAUCUUCAACCAGCACCAGCUCCAUUGAGAGAUCAGCAGUAUCACGUUUCAAACUCCUCUCGGAGAAACAAAGCCGGACAGAUCUAUCAGUACAAAACAAGACAGUACAGAACCGGGUCUCAGGACUACAAGAGAAAUGGGACAAACUCAAGGACCUUCUCUCUCAAAGGAAAACAAAACUAGAAGAAGCUAUUCAAAGCCAAAAAUAUCAUGCUGAUGCUGAUGAAGCAGAGUCUUGGAUAAAAGAGAGAGAGCCGAUUGCGUCUUCCGAAGAUUAUGGAACAAGUGAAUUGUCAGCAAAAGCUCUGUUGCAGAACCACGAUCGUCUUCAGUUGGAGAUCAAAGCUUUUGGAAGUGAAAUUGAUAGACUGAAGGAACAGAGUAAAAGAGUGGCAAGCACUGCCUCUAGCACCACCACUUUUGAACCCAUUGCUGAGGACAGCAUUGAUGAAGAGACUGCCCCGGAGGAUGAAGAAGUGGAAAUUGAGGUGGAGAAGGAGAUAAUGGAGAAGAGAGAGGUGGAGAGAGAAGUAGAGGAAGAGAAGUCAGUCGCUCGUGUGAAAGCCAUUUACAAGCACCACGGACAAGGAAUGGGAUUUGAGAAAGGAGAGGUUUUUAUGCUUGUGUCAAAGUCCAACCCUGACUGGUGGUGCGUAAAGAGAGGUAAUGGGCAGCAAGGCUAUGUUCCAGCAAAUUAUGUGAAGGACAUUGAACCUAGUGUCAUCAAGACUAAAGUUGUAAAGAAGGUCAUUGAAGAGGUACCAGUGAAAAUAAAGGAGAAACAGAAAGUGAAGAGACGACUCCGCAAGCAAAAGGUAUCCAAAGGUCCCAGAGCUUUCUCAACUUAUGGUGGUUAUGGUCAAGUGAAGUUUGAAGGACAGAAUGUAGCCGCAAGACAGCAAGGGAUGAACACUGCUUAUGAAGGACUUCUCAGAGCAGCUGAAGAGAGAAGAAAAUGUCUGGAAGACUCAAUUAAAUUGUUUGGUCUCUCACGAGAGUGUGAUGAAGUGGAGGCUUGGGUCAGAGAGAAGGAAGCAGUUCUAAAAGGAGAAGAGAAAGGGAACACUAAGGAACAGCUGGACUCAAUGCAAAAGAAAUAUGAUGGACUCCUGACUGAGAUUGCUGCCAAUAGCGUGAGGGUCCAACAAAUAAAUGCAGCAGCUGCUAAAAUGUCUAAACUCGGACACUCUCAAGCCGAGCUGAUUCAUCAAAGACAAAAGCAACUUGAAGAAAAGUGGCAAUCACUGGAUUCAUGUAAAGCUAAAAAAGAGGAAGCUCUCUCAGUCACUAAGACACUGUACGACUUCCACCAGCUGUGUGAUGAGACCCAGGCCUGGAUUAAUGAAAAAGAUCAAUUGUUAUCAGUCGAUGAUAUUGGGCGAGACUUACCAGCUGUUCAAAAACUACAGAGACGACAUCAAGGUCUUGAGAGGGAGAUAGUCCCAAUGGAGGACAGGAUAGCUAAAUUGACUCAAAGAGCUAGUGAAGUGAUUAGGCAGUCGCCUCAGGACAGUCGUCAGGUCCAAAGUGUUUUAAAUGGCGUCUCUCAAUCAUGGGAAAGUUUAAAAACAAAAUCCGCUAACAGAAAACUUCAACUGGACAAUGCCCAGCUAAUGCACACUUUCAUGACUGACUCUAGAGAAAUGGUUGCUUGGUCUUCAGAGGUCGCUAAGCUCCUAUGCUCUGAAGAGCUACCACAAGAUGUUGAGAGUGCUGAAGAAGUCCUUGAGAGACACAGAGAGAUAAAAACUGACAUUGCAAAUAAACAAGAAUCUUUUGAUGCUUUACAGUCUCUCGGACGGCGUGUGGUACCCUCUGCCAAAGACCCUGAGCAGGUCCAGGAGAGAGUGAAGCAGCUCUCACAGGAAAUGGCAGAACUGAACGAGCUCUGGGAGAAGAGGAACAAACAACUUGUGCAGUGCAGUGAACUACAGUCUUUCCUGAGAGAUGCUGAGCAAAUUGAUUCUGCCACGACAGCUCAAGAAGCAUUCUUAUCCAAUGAUGACUUAGGAAAUUCAGUUGACACUGUGCAAGUACUGAUGAGGAAGCAAGAGGAGUUUGAUCACACAUGCCAGGCUCAUGAUGAUAAAAUAAAGCAGCUCUGUGACUCUGCCAAUAAACUGAUACAUGGUGGGAACUACGAUAUACCAAAGAUUGCUAAGCGUAGAGAUGAGGUCGUUGAAAAAAGGCAGAAAGUUAAAGCACUGUCAGCUGAAAGAGCAAAGCAACUCUCAGACUCUAUGGCCUGGCAGGAGUUCUGUCGUGAAGCUGAUGAGGUUAAUUCAUGGAUUCACGAGAAGCUUCAAACUGCAACGGACGAGAGUUAUAAGGACCCGACUAACCUUGAAAGUAAAAUGCAGAAACAUCAAGCAUUUGAAGCUGAGAUUGCUGCCAAUAAAGCAAGAAUGGACGCUGCUUGCAAGAUGGGUAAUGAGUUGAUGGCUGCUAAUCAUUUCAAGUCAAACAAAGUCCGUGAUAUCACUCACCAGGUAACUCAAGACUGGGACAAACUAACCUCAGCCUCCUCCGACAAAGGUUUGAGGAUAAAGCAAGCCCUUGAUCUUCAGCUCUACCAAAGAGCUUGUGAUGAACAGUUGGCCUGGAUAUCUGAAGCUGAGAAGCAACUGGAGAGCGAAGAAAUAGGAAAAGAUUUGCAGAGUGUUAGGUUCUUGUUGAAAAAACACGAACAAUUGGAGGCUGACAUUCGCUUUCAUGGUGAGCAAGUGAAGUCAUUGCAUGGAACUGCUGAUAAGUUAAGCAGUGAAGAUCAUUUUGAAAAGGGAAAGAUAGCAGAGCUGAAGAAGAAGCUAAGUGAUCGAAUUUCUUCACUCAAAGAACCCUGCGAGAGUCGCAAGCAAAGACUCGACGAGUCCCUCAAACUGCAGCAGUUUUAUCACGAGGUGGAAGAUGAGCAGCAUUGGAUAAAGGACCACACCCCUCUCGCCAGCUCAGACGACUAUGGGAAAAGCUUACAAGAAGUUCAAAACCUUCAAAAGAAGCACCAGAUAUUAUUCAACGAUAUAUCAAGUCACGAGCCAAGCAUUGAAAAGGCCAAGGAGCAAGGAGAGAGCCUCAUGGCUGAGGGUCAUUUUGCUAGUGAUGAUAUCCAACAGCAGCUGUUGGACUUACAGUCGUGCUGGAGACAACUCAAACUCCUGGCAUCAAGAAGAUCACAGAAACUAACAGACUCACUUGAAGCUCAGAAAUUUUAUCAAGGUGCCAGUGAGGCUGAUGUGUGGAUGAAUGACAGAGCUGGAGCAGCUGCUUCUCAAGACUAUGGCAGAGAUGAAGACGCUGCUAUCAAACUCCUCAAGAAACACAAAGCUCUUAGUGAAGAAGUGGAGAGAUAUACCGAAGUAGUGGACAAACUCGGAGAGGAUGCCCAAUCACUGAUAAAGAAUGACCACUUUGACAGUCCUAAUAUUGGAAUUAGAAAAUCUCAGUUAGAAGAGCAGCUCUCUGGUCUUCAGAUGUUAGUAGCUGCCAGAAGCUCUAAGCUUGAGGAGUCUAUAAAACUCCAUCAGUACAUCAGAGAAGCCGAUGACGUUAUAUCCUGGCUUGAAGAGAAACAAUCUCUGGCUGCUUCUGACGACUAUGGAAAAGACUACGAUCAUUUACUAGUUCUUCAGAAGAAGUUGGACGAGUUCAAACGUGAUGUAAAUGCUAGCAGCGAUCGCUACACGUCAGUCAAUAAGCUAGCAAGACAGCUAGUGGCUGAGGGUCACUCUGACACUGUUGUCAUCAAAGAAAAACAAGACCAAAUGAGAGAGGGUUGGGCUACUUUGCAAGACGCCCUUCAAAGUCGUGCAAAGAAAUUAGCCGAAGCGUCAGAAGUUCACAGGUUUAACAGAGACGCCAAAGAGAUCCAAAGCAGAAUAAAGGACAAAGAAAACACGGUCUCAUCUUCUGAUCUUGGUAAGAGCAUUAGCAGCGUACAAGCAUUGCAACGUAAGAUGGAGACUUUUGAAAGAGAAGUUGCUGCACUUGGAACAAAAGUUAGAGAGUUAGGCAAUGAGUGCCUACGUUUGGCUGCCACACAGAGUGGGUCUGCUGCCCGUAAUGUGGAGGAUCUAAUGAACAACGUACAGACAGCAUGGGAAGCACUCCAAGCUGCAACUGCCAGCAGAAAAAGGAAACUAAAAGCUUCACUUGAACUACAGAAAUUUCUUAGCUCGGUAAGGGAUCUUAUUCUGUGGAUGAAGGACACUGCAGCUCAGAUAUCAAGCGAUGAAGCUGUCACUAGCGUAGCUGCUGCCAAAGAGCUACUGGACAGACACAAUCAAGUCAAAGCAGAGAUUGAUGCAAGGGAAGAGUCAGUACAAAAGAUAGUGAAGACUGGGAACAAGAUGGUACAGCAGGGACACUAUGCAAAGGCUGAAAUUCAGUCCAAUGUGUCUGAUCUUAAGGCUGAAAGUCAAAAGCUACAAACUCUUUGGCAGGAGCAGAAGGCUUUGUUUGAUCAGAAGCUUCAGUAUCAGCUCUUCCAAGAAGAAGUGGACAGUCUUGAGGCUACUUGCAACUCACACGAGGUUCAGCUCCUGCAGGAUAAAUUAGGAGAAUCAGUUGAUGAAUGUGAAGUACUAAUGAAGAAACACGAUGCCUUUGAGAGACUUAUCCUUUCACAUGAUGAAAAGGUUUUAGAGACUUGUAAAUUUGCUGAUGAGCUUUGUAGCAAUGGCCACCUCGAGGCAGACAGUAUUCGCUCUAGGAAGAAUGCUCUCAAAGAAAAGAGACAGAGAGUGAAGAAAGCAGCAGAACACAGAAGAAACAGACUUGAUGAGUGCCACAAGUACAUGGUCCUUGUACAAAAUGUGAACGAAGCAGAAUCCUGGAUAAGAGACAAGCUCCAGAUGACAAAGGAUGAGAGCUAUCGGGACUCUGACCUCGAGAGCAAGAAGAAGAAGCAUCAGGAGUUUGAGGCUGAAGUGAAUGCCAACGAGCAAAGAAUACAAACCAUUGCUCAGGAUGGUGAGAGCCUUAUUGAUGUUGGUCAUUAUGCGGCAGAAGAGAUUGAGGGACACGUUGAAGGAUUAUUUAAACUUUGGGAAGAACUACAAGUUGCUACUGAUGAGAAGGCACAGUCGCUUGAGGAAGCCAUUUCACUUAUGCAGUUUAAGAGAAAGGUUGACAGUCAACAGGUCCUCAUGUCAGAAAAGGCUGCCAUAGCAUCUUCUAAAGAAAUUGGACAUGAUCUAGAGCACUGUGAAACUAUUAUCAAAAAAUUCAGCGAUUUUCAGAAAGAGCUCCUCAUUGAUAAAUCUUAUGUUGAUGAGAUCAACCAGCUGGCAGCUAAACUGAUCAAUGAAGAGCACAGCUCCUCUCAAAUUAUAAUGGAGCACAAAGACACGGUCAAUUCAACGUGGGAGGAGUUACAAGAACUAGUGAAGGAGAGACAAGCACAACUGCUAGGUGCUAAAGAGGUUCAUAAGUUCAUUAAUGAGGCCACAGAUACCAACGACCGCAUGAACGAAAAAGCCAAGAGUCUUCAAGGAGACGAUCACGGGAAGGAUCUUGCUGGGGUUCAGGCACUCCUGCGCCGUCACGAAGAGCUAGAGAGAGACCUGACUGUCAUUGAGGAUAAACUGGACCAUUUAGAUAAAGAAUCAGAGAGACUGAUAGAGAGUCAGCCUGAUUCAGCUGACCUCCUUCAAGAGAAACUGUCAGAGAUUAUUGAGAGCUGGGAAAAACUGAAUGAAAAGGCAGAUCAAAAGAAAGCCAUACUUGAAGAAUCACUGAUAUAUCAGGAAUUCCUAGCAGACUUAAGAGACUUGUUGGCGUGGGUUAGUGACAUUAAUAAAAGGAAUACAUCAGAAGAGCUGGCACGUAAUGUUGCUGAGGCCAGCACACUCCUUGAGACACACAAAGAAAGAAAGAAAGAAAUGGAAGGUAGAGAGGAGACAUUUCAGAAAAUACACCAAACAGGAGAGAAACUCAUUGAGGAGAAGCACUUUGCUUCAGCUGAGGUACAGGCCAAACUUUUGACUCUUUCAGAGGAGAACCAAAACAUGAAUAAAAUAUGGAGCGAAAGACAGAAUCUGUUCCAGCAGGGCAAGGAGCUUCAGCUAUUCUUACUGUCUGCUGAACAAAGAGAUGUAUGGAUUGGGACACAAGAAGCUUAUCUUGCUAAUGAGGACCUUGGGGAUUCAUUAAGUUCUGUUGAGUCAUUGCUAGCCAAACACUCAGACUUUGAGAAGUUCUUACUAAAUCAAGAAGAGAAGCUGUCACAACUGAGUGAGCAUGCAGCUCAGCUUAUAAGCGAUGGACACUAUGAGUCUCCAGCCAUUACUUCAAGAAGAGAUGCUGUUCUUGGAAGGUACAAUCGUCUGAAGCAACUCUCACAGCAAAGAAUGAAAAAGCUUCAAGACUCGAGCAAACUUCAAGUUUUCCUUCAAGAAGUGACAGAGGUUGAAGGAUGGAUUGGUGAGAAGACUCAAAUUGCUUCCGAGGAGUCUUUCCUUGACAUGACAAAUCUUCAGAGUAAACUUCAGCUUCAUCAAGCCUUUGAGGCAGAGUUGACCGCAAAUCAAGAUCGUGUUGAUUCCAUUCAAAAAGCUGGUGUUGAUCUGAUAGACACCAAUCAUUAUGCCUCACAGCAGAUCGGUCAAUGCAUUGACAGGGUGAACAGCAAUUGGCAGACAUUGCUAGAAAAAUCAACUGACAAAGGUCAAAAACUGAAACAGCUUAGAGACCUGCAGGUAUUUGAACAAGAAGUAGAAGAUGUUGAGGAUUGGAUCGCUGACAUGGAGAAACAGUUAGCCUCUGAAGAUUUUGGCCGUGAUCUCAUUUCAGUUAAUAAUCUCCUCAAAUCACAUACUAUGCUGGAAAAUGACAUACAGGCUCAUCAGGACAGAGUUGAUGACAUUCAAAUUAAAGUCCGUCACUUUGCAGAUGACAAUCACUUUAUGAUUGAGAGGAUCGAAGACAGAGGAAGGGGACUAAUGACAAAGUAUUGCAAUCUUGAGGAUCCUAUGUCUAAUCGUCUGAAGCAGCUGGAGAGUUCCCUCCAAUAUCACAAGUUCAUUCACAACGUUGAGGUCGAGUUGAAUUGGAUACAGGAGAGACAGCACCAAACAGCAAGCACUGACCUUGGAAGCAACUUGACUGGAGUACAGAAACUUAUUACUAAACACGAGGUCCUUAUGAAGGAGUUAGGCAGCCAUGAGAGUGUUAUCAAGUCUCUCUCAGACGAAGGGAAUGAGCUCCUUCAUGCUAGUCAUUUUGCUGUUGUACAGAUACAGCAGGCGCUCCAGAAACUAACAGACUCAUGGGAGGAUGUGAACAUGCAGGCAGAGGAAAGGAGAAAGAGCUUGAAUGACUCAUUACACCUUCAACUAUAUUACUCAAAAGCAGCAGAAGCAGAGUCCUGGAUGAAAGACAAGAGACCAUUAGCAGCCAGUAAGGAAUAUGGUAAAGAUGAGGAUAGUACGCUGGGACUCAUGAAGAAACACGAUACCUUCCAGCAGGACCUUGACUUGUACCGUCCAAAACUCGAUGAGCUUUCCUCAGAGAGUUCCUCAAUGAUUGCUGCAUGUCACUAUGACUCACAAGCCGUGCACGAGAAACAGAGUCUCUUGGAGAAGCAAUUUGAGGAGUUGAAGAGCUUGUCUUCUCACAGAAACAAGCGAUUGAUGGAAACAAGACAGCUCCAUGAGUACAACAGGGAAUGUGAUGAAGUGACCAAGUGGAUGAGAGAAAAGGAAGUGGUUACCUCUUAUGAGGAAACGGGACGUGACCUUGAACACGUUGAGAUACUGCAAAAAAGAUUUGCUGAUUUUGUUCGUGAUCUGAUGAGUUCUGGUGACCGGAUUGAUCAAGUGCUGACAAUGGCUAAGAGAUUGACUGACAAUGGACACACAGAUAUGCGUCAUAUCAGUGAGAGAAAAGAAGCUGUCAUUACUUUAUGGAAGCAGCUCAAAGAACUAGCAAAUGCUCGUACUGAAGCCCUAGCUAUGGCAAAGAAGAUACACACAUUCAAUCGUGAGGCUGACGAUAUGACCCACCAAAUAACAGAAAAGAGAAAGGCUAUACACAGUGAUGAUUACGGCAAAGAUUUGGCAGUUGUACAAUCACUUCAAAAGAAGCACAAUGGCUUUGAGCUUGAUCUUGCUCCAUUGGCACAAAGAGCAAAGCAGCUAGCAGCUGAUGCCAAGAGUCUAAGGAGCCUGUAUCCUGACGGAGCAUCACAGAUCAAAGAGAAGGAAGAACAAGUGACAGCAGCUUGGAAGGAACUUAUAACAAGGACUCAGCAAAGAAAAGAGAAACUAGGACAGGCCGAGGAAUUGCAAAGAUAUUUGAAUGAAUUCCGUGAUCUCAGUCUGUGGCUAAGUGACAUGAGGUCUGUCAUAUUAGCCGACGAGUUGCCACACGAUGUCACCGGAGCAGAAGAACUGAUACAGCGCCUGCUGGAACACAAGACAGAGAUUGACGCCAGAAAAACGAGCAUUAACCUCUUCCUUAGGAAAGGGAAGAAACUUGUAGCCAGUAACCAUUAUGCAAAAGAUGAAAUACAAGAGAAGAUGAGUUAUCUUGAAGACCUCCACAACAAGGUCCUCCAGCUUUGGGAAAUGAAGCACGAUGAGUACGAGGAGCACUUGGACAGUCAGAAAUUCAAACAGGACUCUGACCAAGCUGAAGCAUGGAUUGCAGCUCAAGACGCUCUCAUGAAAGAUGAUGACUUUGGAGAGUCGCUUGAUGCUGUUGAGAAAAUGCUCAAAUCACAUGCAGACUUUGAGAAAAUGGUGAUGAGGCAAACAGAAAGAUUCCAGCAGCUAACAAGAGAGACAAAGACGGAACAGAAAGAAAGAAAAAAGAGAGAGGAAGAAGAGAAGAGAAGGAAAGAGGAGGAACGUAAGAGAGAAGAGGAAAGGAAGAGAAGAGAGGAAGAGAUACGGAGACAAAUGGAGGAAGAGGAGAGACAGAGAGAGGAAGAAAGACAAUUAGAACUGCAGAAAAUUAGAGAAGAGAAAGAAAGAGAAGAGGAAGAAAAAGAAGAAGCGAUGAGGCAACAAAGGGAACAAGAAAUGAAAGCCAAACAAGCAGAGGAAGCCCUCAGGAAAUCUCCACCGCCCACUGCUAGUGGCCCUACUAUGAAAACAUCACCCUCAGGGCUAUAUGAUAUACCACGAAGCCAGAAAGAGCAGCAAAUUUAUAAAGAAGGAUUCCUCCAGAGGAAGAAUGAGUUGGAUGAAGGAGGAAGGAAGGCUGCUGCUAGAUCUUGGAAGGCACAUUUCACUGUUUUGACUGGAACUCAGUUGCAUUUUUAUAAAGACAAAAAAGAGUCACAAAUUGGUACUAAUGAUGCUCCACCCAUUAGCGUUGUAUUAGGGACUUGUCAAGAGGCAAAGGAUUAUAAGAAGAAGCACACCUUUAGAUUGACUCUACCCAGUGGAGCUGAGUAUUUGUUCUUAGCUGAUAGUGAUGACGAAGUAUCCAGUUGGGUCACUUGCAUUUCAUCAGUGAUCAAAGCAUCAUCUCGUGUUUACGAGGGAAGGUCCCAGGUAGUGACCACACCCACUCAUGUUAGUAAGGAGGGCGGGGCUGCAACCCCUGUGAUGAGUGGUCAAACUGAAGGAGAACCUGGAGCCACUGGACAGGAAGGAGAGAAAAAGAAAAGACGUUUUACUAAAGUUUUUAAGAAGAACUAAACCCGCUACCCAUUGUUAUAGUAUUAGACGCAAGAUUUUAUAGUCUAAGGACAUUUAUAGUAUUAAAGAUAUUUUUAUACUUUUUUA
Messenger RNA from Amphimedon queenslandica, 11747 nucleotides. Its product is annotated as spectrin alpha chain, non-erythrocytic 1-like. Bases 21 to 11660 code for a protein of 3879 amino acids. The transcript has 83 exons. The record is from RefSeq and is a predicted model, not a curated record. Gene Ontology annotation, molecular function: protein binding; phospholipid binding. NCBI's taxonomy places the organism in Eukaryota, Metazoa, Porifera, Demospongiae, Haplosclerida, Niphatidae.